This is a messenger RNA of Chelmon rostratus (copperband butterflyfish), 1260 nucleotides long. RefSeq names its product indian hedgehog B protein-like. The transcript is spliced from 3 exons. The record is from RefSeq and is a predicted model, not a curated record. The coding region runs from base 1 to 1260 and encodes 419 amino acids. Gene Ontology annotation, molecular function: patched binding; calcium ion binding. Gene Ontology annotation, biological process: cell-cell signaling; regulation of gene expression; smoothened signaling pathway. NCBI's taxonomy places the organism in Eukaryota, Metazoa, Chordata, Actinopteri, Chaetodontiformes, Chaetodontidae.
AUGCUGCUCCCGACGCUGGUGACGUGCCUCGCCGGGUGCGCCUUUCUCCUCUCGCCGGUCAGCGAGGGUUGCGGACCGGGGAGAGGCUAUGGCAAGAGGAGGUCACCGCGGAAACUCGCGCCACUCGCCUACAAGCAGUUCAGCCCCAACGUGGCCGAGAAGACUUUAGGGGCCAGCGGGAGAUACGAAGGGAAAAUAACCCGGAACUCUGAUCGCUUCAAGGAGCUCACCCCCAACUACAACCCCGACAUCAUCUUCAAGGAUGAGGAGAACACAGGUGCAGACCGCAUGAUGACACAGCGCUGCAAAGACAAGCUGAACUCUUUGGCCAUCUCGGUGAUGAACCUGUGGCCCGGGGUCCGGCUGCGGGUCACCGAGGGGUGGGACGAGGACGGCCACCACUCGGAGGAGUCGCUGCACUACGAGGGCCGGGCGGUGGACAUCACCACGUCCGACCGAGACAGGAACAAGUACGCCAUGCUGGCGAGACUGGCGGUGGAGGCCGGGUUCGACUGGGUCUACUACGAGUCCAAGGCCCACAUCCACUGCAGCGUCAAGUCAGACCACUCCGUGGCGGCUAAAUCUGGAGGUUGUUUCCCCGGCGAGGCUUUGGUCACGUUGGAGAGCGGCGCUCAGAAGUCCGUCAGUGACCUGCGACCCGGUGAGCGAGUCCUGGCCUCGGCAGGCGGCGACGGCAGCGGGGAUCUGGUUUACAGUGAAGUCCUGGCCUUCCUGGACCGUGACCCUGUGACCCAGAAGCUCUUCUACACCCUGCAGACAGAAGCUGGAGCCCGCCUCUCGCUCACCGCCGCCCACCUGGUAUUUGUGUCCGAGGGGAACUGCUCAGAGGGGGCGGUGCCGGGCUGCGGCGCCCUCAGGACUGUGUACGCCAGCGACGCCCAGCCGGGACAGUGUGUGCUGGUGUCGGAGGGUAAAGCGGGACAGAGGCACGGCGAGGGGCGUCUGUCUCGGAUCACCCGGGUCCGAGUGAGGGAGAGCAGGGGGGCGUUUGCUCCCCUGACCGCGCAGGGGACGGUGGUGGUGGACGGGGUGGUGGCGUCCUGCUAUGCGGUGGUGGACCAGCACUCCCUGGCUCACUGGGCCUUCUCACCGCUCCGGCUGAUCCACAGCUGGACCGGAUCCACUGGACGCCACGGCGACGGGAUCCACUGGUACUCACAGCUUUUACACUGGCUUGGGAGGAUGCUGCUGGACUCAGGACGCCUCCACCCACUGGGCGUGGCUCAGGACGACAGGUGA